CUGUCAAAACUUUGAUAAACUUUUCACCUGAGCAGUGAAAUUUUGUGAAAGAUUGUGCCUUAUCAAUAAAAAAGAUGACAGUUCAACGCCAGUAAUAUUCGAUUAGUUAAUGAAUAUUAACGUGUAUUUAUACCGGUAAUAGAAGUCGCGUAGUUCUUUUAAAUUAAUGCAGAUAAUAUAUAAAAGUUAAAAUAGAUAUACGGUGUUUGUUUUUUUAUUUCUCUAACUGGAUUUCUUAAACGUACUUCUGUAAUAAUGAGUGAGGAAUCUUUAAAGAAAAAACAAAAAAUCUGCCUACAAGUUGCAACAAAUGUUUCUGAACAAAAGCACAAUGUAACACGGGAACUCAGAGGAAAUAGUUUAGGUUUAUGCCGUGGCUUCCGAGGAUGCACCAUUUGGCUCACUGGUCUGAGCGGCGCUGGCAAAACAUCCAUUGCAUUUGAGUUAGAAGCACACUUAGUAUUACGUGGCAUUCCAGCAUAUGGACUUGACGGUGACAACAUACGCACGGGACUAAAUAAAAAUUUGGGUUUCACUCCGGCUGAUCGACAAGAAAACAUUCGAAGAGUAGGCGAGGUAGCAAAAUUAUUUGCUGACAGUGGUGUGAUUACAAUUUGCAGUUUCGUGUCACCUUUUGCUGAAGAUCGUGAUUUAGUUAGAAAAAUUCAUAAAGAUGCCGAUUUAAGAUUUUACGAAGUUUUUGUUGACACACCAUUGUCGGUAUGCGAGUCGCGUGAUGUAAAGGGGCUAUAUAAAAAAGCACGAGAAGGUGUUAUAAAAGGAUUCACAGGAAUAACGCAGGAUUAUGAAAAACCUGUGCAGCCCGAACUUGUUAUUAACACUGCCGGAUACACUGUUAAAGAAUCUACUCAGUUAGUUAUAAAUCUUCUGCAAGAUGAAGGUAUCAUUCCAAAAAGCAACACAAAUUCAAAUGAAAUUGAAGAAUUAUUUGUGGACCCAAAACUUAAAGACUCACUACUACAUGAAGCCAAAUCGUUAAACUCGAUACCGUUAACCGAUGUAGAUCUACAGUGGGUUCAAGUCUUAUCCGAAGGUUGGGCACAUCCGUUGAAAGGCUUCAUGAGAGAAGAUAUUUUUUUGCAAACUAUACAUUUUAAUUCAAUUGCUACUGACGAUCCAACUACACGUAAAAAUCAGUCAGUUCCAAUUGUUUUAGCAGUAACAGAGGAAUUGAAAAAUAAACUAGAUGGCGUAUCAUCUGUGGCGCUUACAUAUAAAGGAAACCCCGUAGCGAUUAUGCGUAAGCCUGAGUUUUACUAUCAACGUAAGGAGGAGAGAGCGUCGCGUCAAUUUGGUACAAGUAAUGAGGAACAUCCUUACAUAAAGAUCAUCGCUAAAGGAGGCGACUAUUUAGUUGGUGGAGAAUUGGAAGUUUUAGAACGUAUACGUUGGAAUGAUGGUUUAGAUCAAUACAGACUAACACCGAAUGAAUUGCGCGCGAAAUUCAAAGAAUUGGGAGCGGAUGCAAUCUUUGCAUUCCAAUUGAGAAAUCCCAUACACAACGGACACGCACUACUGAUGCAAGACACGAAACGACAAUUGAUUGAAAGGGGAUUUAAGAAACCAGUUUUACUGCUGCAUCCACUUGGUGGUUGGACAAAAGAUGACGAUGUACCCUUGCCUGUACGCAUAGCGCAGCAUCAAGCAGUGCUGGAUUCGGGUGUUUUAAAAGCGGAAGACACCGUUUUAGCUAUUUUCCCUUCGCCAAUGAUGUAUGCUGGGCCAACUGAAGUGCAAUGGCAUGCUAAGGCAAGAAUGAAUGCCGGUGCAAAUUUCUACAUUGUGGGACGCGACCCAGCCGGUGUACCACAUCCUAAUAAAUCAAUGUAUCCUGAUGGUAAUCUUUUCGAUGCGACACACGGUGCGCGUGUGCUUAAAAUGGCACCUGGUUUGGACACUAUAGAGAUUUUGCCCUUCCGUGUUGCUGCAUAUGACAAAAGUAAUUCACGCAUGGCCUUCUUUGAUCCGAGCCGUAAAGAUGAAUUCGAUUUCAUAUCAGGCACCAAAAUGCGUACAUUAGCUAGAACGGGGCAGUUACCGCCUAAUGGCUUCAUGGUACCGGAAGCGUGGAAAAUAUUAUCAGAAUAUUAUCAGUCCUUAUCAAGCCAGUAAGAGUAGCUAAAUAAAUUAUAGUAAAAUUAUACAAAUUAUAUUACGCAUACAUAUUUAUGUACAUUUAUAUAACACGUUUGUGUUUUAAAAUUUUUAAAAUAAUUACUUUUUUUUUGAAAAUGCUAAUAUUUUUUACCAGCAUAAUUUUAUAUUAAGAAAUACAGAAAUUAUUUGUAUUCGCAAUGUCUAAUUUUAGAUUUAAGUUACAUAUAUUUAGUAAUAUAACUACUAUAGCUAACAGCUACAAAACUUCAAUGUCCUUAGUAAAAUAAAAAAAAGUACAUUUCAAUUAUUAAUGUAUUUUUUAUUUACCUAAUCUGUACAACAGUCCUUUUUAUGAUUUGAUCUUAUAUAAAAAAGUGUUUACUUUUAAAUCCGCUAAAUGCAUAUGUACUUGAAC
Messenger RNA from Zeugodacus cucurbitae (melon fly), 2533 nucleotides. It is a transcript of the gene Papss, whose product is annotated as bifunctional 3'-phosphoadenosine 5'-phosphosulfate synthase. Gene Ontology annotation, molecular function: ATP binding; sulfate adenylyltransferase (ATP) activity; adenylylsulfate kinase activity. The record is from RefSeq and is a predicted model, not a curated record. The coding region runs from base 256 to 2133 and encodes 625 amino acids. Gene Ontology annotation, biological process: sulfate assimilation; 3'-phosphoadenosine 5'-phosphosulfate biosynthetic process. Lineage: Eukaryota; Metazoa; Arthropoda; Insecta; Diptera; Tephritidae. The transcript has a single exon.